UACGGUCCUCGUACAAUUAAUUGUGUUCAUCAACGCAAUCAAUGUAAAUCAACAGUGUACAGUGUCUUUAAAAUAUGAUCUGAAGGAAAAAUCACCUUUAAUUCUUCACCCAACAGAUACAAGUUGGGAAAGAGCAUUUAUCAUGCCUAACAAAGAAGGAAUUAUAUCGUUGCGGAAUUUCGAGUACGUCCUGAUGGCAUGUCCUGGCAGUAAUUUGGUUAUAAAAAAUCAAAAUUUACAGCCAUCACAGGCAAUAGCUAGAUGUAUUUCGGGAAAAUACGCUAUUCUGUCAGCAAGUGUUGAUAUAGGUGACAUCAAAUGUAGACAAACACCUAAGGCCACGGUCAGAAAUGAAAGAAUUUCCUGUAUUAACAGAGGCAGACUGCUCUUUAUAGGUUUCUCUCUGACUGAUCGUUUCAUUACAUUUAUAAAGUUAUGUUUCGAUGACUUCUACUUGACUACUAAGUACACAGAACAUAUUGUAUCUAAAGCCAUAUGUGCACAUCAGGCUAACAUUCAAAGAUCCGAGUUUACUGAAGACAAUUUAUUUAAUUUGCAAGAAGGUGUUCGGGAAAUAUACAAGAAAUCAAUGCAAAUGACGAAAAUUAAUAAAGUUUUAGGAUUAAACUACGUAGAGAAUUCUGGUAAUAAGUACUUGAGUAGGGGUCAUUUAGCUGCAAAAGUGGAUUUCCUUUAUGCUGCGCAGCAACACGGUACCUUCAAAUAUGCGAAUGCCUUGCCGCAAUGGCAAACGUUGAAUUUGAACCAAUGGUACACUCUUGAGAAAAAUAUUAGGGACUACAGUUGUAACAACAACUUGGACUUAAUUGUUUACACUGGCGGUUUUAAAGUGAUGACGUUAGUGGAUGUGAGAAAUUAUGGUUAUUAUAUCUACAUGUAUAAUCAAAAGAUUCCUGUGCCAAAAUACUUUUGGAAAGUAAUCCGUAAUCCAGCCACAGGAGAUGGCAUUGCCUUCAUUGCUUUGAACAAUCCAUAUAGCACUGAUACCCCAGAGAUAACAUGUAGAAACGUCUGCAGUCAAAUCACUUGGCUUACAUGGAAUAGAAGCGAUCCAUCCGUGACUUGCUGCUAUUUAAAUGAAGCGAGGCUUAUUAUUAAUAAUAUUCCUUAA
This is a messenger RNA of Nicrophorus vespilloides, 1132 nucleotides long. RefSeq lists its product as uncharacterized. The transcript has a single exon. Gene Ontology annotation, biological process: apoptotic DNA fragmentation. The record is from RefSeq and is a predicted model, not a curated record. Gene Ontology annotation, molecular function: RNA endonuclease activity; single-stranded DNA endonuclease activity; metal ion binding. NCBI's taxonomy places the organism in Eukaryota, Metazoa, Arthropoda, Insecta, Coleoptera, Silphidae. The coding region runs from base 143 to 1132 and encodes 329 amino acids. Gene Ontology annotation, cellular component: nucleus; mitochondrial inner membrane.